Molecule: messenger RNA, 2729 nt
Organism: Vollenhovia emeryi
Lineage: Eukaryota; Metazoa; Arthropoda; Insecta; Hymenoptera; Formicidae
Product: toll-like receptor 9
Exons: 6
Coding region: 274-2643 (789 amino acids)
Cellular component (GO): extracellular matrix
Molecular function (GO): protein binding
Source: RefSeq, a predicted model, not a curated record
UUACUUAUCAAAGAUAACUAGCAGCUCAGUGCUCUUAGCACGGUUCGGGGAACCGGUACGCUCGGCCAUCGAUUCGCGGGGACGGCGAAAGGAUUUUCGGUCGGCGACUUUGUCCCCCCGCGGCUUCCAGCGUGCGUAACGAACAUUUCGACGUUGACGAUGCGCGAUCGGACGUCCAGAAAUAUCAUCCUGAUAACGGGGGCAAAUUGAAUUGCGAGAAUGUGGGCGGCGCGCGAUUAUUCACCCGAUUCGCCUCAGUGAUGUGAAAGAAACAUGGAGGAACGAUCGAUGAGACAUCGCGGCGUGUUUCGUCUAUCGCUGAUCACAUGGCUGACAAUUCUCUCAGUCGUGAGGUGUCAAAGUGUUUGUCCUACUAGGUGCCUGUGCUAUCUUAGCCAAAUACCCAGGACCGUCCAGUGUUCGGAGCAAGGAUUGCAGAUCUUUCCCGAAAACAUUAGUGAUGUGGCCGAGUACCUGGAUCUGUCAGGCAACCUUUUAAGUGAGAUCACGGACGAAAUUAACCGGCUGACCGAGCUACAGUACCUGAAUCUGGCCAAGAAUCAGCUUAGAUCCCUGCCGAAUAAUCUUGAAGAAUUAACGAAGCUUCGCAAACUAGAUCUAUCGGGCAACGUUAUCGUUAAUACGGCAGAUAUUGCUUCCAUUAGCCAGCUCCCGGCCCUGACGGUUCUACGCGUCUCAAGGAAUCUAUUACCUGACUUGAAAGGGCUAACCAGCGAAGUGCUUCAGUCUGUGGAUGCCGGCCAUUGCCUUAUAAGAGAACUUGGCAACGAGUCCCUGAAUGGAUUGUCCGCGCUGAUCACUCUAAAUCUCGCGGGAAAUCCGCUGAAGAACAUUCAAACGCCUGUCAGCAAGACCCUACGGUCGUUAGACAUGUCUGACUGCGUCCUAAAUUAUCUCUAUCCAGACACUUUCAGCGGAUUUCCAGAGCUGGAAGAGCUACGACUGGUCAACAAUCCCACACUGGUGUAUAGCACUCGGCAUUCGACGCUGCAACACCUGAAGCUAAAGAAACUCGAUGUAUCGAGAUGUAACCUUGACCGACCUGGUCUUCAUGGUCUCCCGCUGUUAACGCAGGCUCGUCUCUCUCGCAACACAAUUCGUAUACUGCCAGAUCGUAUUUUCACUAAAAAUAAGCAACUGACGCACGUGUACGUAAAUGCGAACAACUUGGAGCGAAUAAACGCGAGUACAUUCGAGGGUCUGAUGAAGCUUCAGGUGCUGGAUCUGUCCGCAAACAACCUCGGAGAAAUUCACACGUCGGCGUUCCGGGAUAACAUCGAUCUCAGACUCCUGAAUCUUUCCUACAACUCUCUACACCGAUUUCCGGAUCUGUCGUCGCUGGUCACGACGCUGGACCUGUCUUUCAAUCUAAUCAACCGCCUCAAGCCGGACUCUCUGGAGGAGAUGCCCAGAAUCAGAAGCCUGAACUUGAAGGACAAUCAUCUGCAGUCGUUACCACGCGGUUUAAAUUCGAGGACGCUAAAAGUAUUAGAUCUACAGAGGAAUAGGCUCGUCGAGCUGCACAACGAUAGUUUCGCUAAAUUACCAUCGUUGCAAAAGAUUGAUUUGUCAGGAAAUCGCUUGACCGAGGCAGUUGAUCCCGCCAUAUUCCGGUACAAUCCAGAUUUGGCCCUAGUCCGUUUAGAGGAUAAUCCAUGGAGAUGCGACUGUAUACCGCUCUACUUCACCUACGAGUACUUAACGGAUCAUCCCGCGAAAACUGUGGGCUCGACUUUGAUUUGCCAGAGUCCGGCGAACGUUUCCGGCUUCUCGUGGGAAGCCGCGUGUUUCGACGCCUGGAACACCGACAUAUAUUACAACAAAGACAGAACUUGGGGAAUGGUAAUGAUCGGCUUGCUCAUCAUGGUCGUUCUGUGCGGCAGCAUCGUGUCGAUUAAGCACACUCUGAAGAUAAAGAGAAGAGUCAGCGAUCAGAGGCAGCAAAUUGAAUUAGCGGAAGAGAGAGAAAGAUUGCGACUGUUGCAAAGGAGGAAUCGACGUUUAGAGGAAGAAAUGGCGGAACUCGAAAUGCCAGAGGACAUCAGAAUUAAUCCUCUAGAAUUAGUCGGCCCGCCUAGCUACGAGGAAGCGGUUCAAAUGCCCAGGUUGGCUCGUUCGAUGGACGCUUUGAACGAGAUCUCCAUCGAAAAUGGCACUUUGCGCUCCAUAAAUUCCGUGGAUAAUCUACGGGCGAAGAAGAGAAGAACGAGGAGACCUCGAAAACGGACUCAGAGCGAGGACGAUCUGCUGAGACGAGAAGAACGCCGGCAGGAACGCAUCAGAAGAGGGAGGAAUAAUUCCAGCGGCAACAUAUGCGACACGGAUCAACUGCAUAAUACGAAUCCCAGGAAUCCUAGGGCAUCCUCGGCGCGCAGAGCCAGGAGGCACAGCGCCGCGGACGAGGCCAUCGAGUCCAGCAGUAGCAAGGACAGGCCAAGGCCGCAGACUCCCACCUCGAAGAAGAGAAAGAGAAGACAGGUGUUCAGAGAUGAGCAUGUUACUGACGACGAAGAUUCCGAUUACGUUCAGGUAAUGAGUUCCAACCGAUCCAUCGUCAUCAAGGAACUCAAGCGAGAGCCCAAGGGUGGCUACAGAGAAUCAUUCGUGGAACGCGAAUCUUAAACUGUCUCAUUUGUGAAUCAUUUCCGGGCGUAAAACAAAUCUUUUUUAGUACUUUAAUAAAAAUUUAAUAAACGAUAUAGACGAGA